UGGCCGACGCCAGUUCGUAAACCCCCGAGCCGAUUAGCUGAGCCCGUAAGCGGCCUUACGUUAAUUGGGGGCGGGGCGCACGGCCAUCGUGGGAAAAUCCACCCAGCUAGCUGUCAUUAUCUGUCCGUCUGUCCGUCCAUCCAGUGUUGCUGCAAGAAAUGAUCCAAUUUCACUUCCUUUGUAGGGCUGUCACUAUUGAAUCUUUUUACAAUCGAUUCUCCUAUUAAUUAUUGAUCGACUACGUACGCGAAUAGUAAUCGCCCCCCCCCCGCCGCUAUCGCAGACAAUAUUUAGUUUUACUACUAACAUGCCUUUUAUUUCCGUUUAUGACGCCUGGACUUCAAUACUUAAAUUGCAUAUGUUGAUACUCGGUUUGGUCACUGCCGGUGUAGCGGUGCACUCGCCUGACUUCGGUGCGGGCAGCGUGGGUUCAGUUCCCUCUUGCGAAUGUGAGUGCGUGUCUAGAUGUGCCCUGCGACUGACUGGCGACCGGUUCGGGGCGUAGUCCGCCUUUCGCCCCAAGUCGGCUGGGAUAGGCUGCGGCGCCCCGCGACCCUGAACUGGAUAAGCGGUGUUGAGAAUGGAUGGAUGGAUGGAUGGAUGGAUGGAUGGAUGGUACCGAGUGUUUGGAAUCAAUUUGGGGAACAGAAUUUGAGACGGCAAUCCAUUUUACGGACUCUACUGAUUUGGGGAAAGAUAAAUCCACACAGCAGGCAAUUUUCUUGGAUAAAAGCAAAUGGCCGAUCAAGAUCCAGAAUACAUUUUUGGUUGGUGUCUCCUGAAGUUGUAGAUUCUUGUUACAGAAUCUGUGUCAAUAUUUGCAGCCCCCUUGACAGAUCACGGUGUCAUUAAUAGCACUCUGAAAGCUGGACACAACUCAAAUUCCAAGAAAGGUGUUUGGAAGUUUAUUGCUGCAUUUAUUGAACGAAGAAGACUUUGCCCAGAAAGUCCAACCCCAAUUCCAAUGAAGUUGGGACGUUGUGUUCAACAUGAAUAAAAUACAGAAUACAAUGAUUUGCAAAUCAUGUUCGACCUAUGUUGAAUUGAAUACACGACAAAGACAAGAUAUUUCAUGUUCAAACUCAUCAACUUGAUUGUUUUGAGCAAACAAUCAUCAACUUAGAAUUUGAUGGCUGCAACACGUUCCGAAAGAUUUGGGACAGGCUCAUGUUUCCCACUGUGUUACAACAACAUUCAACAAACGUUUGGGAACUGAGGACGCUCAUUGUUGAAGCUUUGUAGGUGGAAUUCUUUCCCGUUCUUGCUCGGUGUACAACAGUCCGGGGUCUCCGUUGUCGUAUUUUACGCUCCAUAAUGCGCCACGCAUUUUCAAUGGGAGACGGGUCUGGACUGCAGGCAGGCCACUCUAGUACCCGCACUCGUUUACGACCAAGCCACGGUGUUGUAACACGUGCAGAAUGUGGUUUGGCAUUGUCUUGCUGAAAUAAGCAGGGGCGUCCAUGAAAAAGACGUUGCUUGGAUGGCAGCAUGAAUGGUGCCUUCACAGAUGGGUAAGUUACCCAUGCCAUUGGCACUAACACAGGCCCAUACCAUCACAGAUGCUGGUUUUUUAACUUUGCGUCCAUAACAGUCCGGAUGGUUCUUUUCCUCUUUGGCCCGGAGGACACGACGUCCACAAGCCGACGGCCUUUCUGGGCGUUCUUGAUAAAUGGCUUUUGCUUUGCAUAGUAGAGUUUGAAGUUGCACUUCCGGAUGUAGCGCCGAACUGUAUUUACUGACAUUGGUUUUCUGAAGUGUUCUUGAGCCCAUCCGGUGAUAUCUUUUACACAUUGAUGUCUGUUUGUGAUGCAGUGCCGCCUGAGGGAUCGAACAACCAUUCGCACUCACAGUCACACCUACUGGCAAUUUAGAGUCCUCAAUUAACCUACCACGCAUGUUUUGGGGAUGUGGGAGGAAACCGGAGUGCCCGGAGAAAACCCACGCAGGCACGGGGAGAACGUGCAAACUCCACACAGGCGGGGCCGGGGAUUGAACCGGGGGCCUCAGAACUGUGAGGCAGAGGCUCUAACCGGUCGUCCACCGUGCCGCCAACUAAAUACUUAUUGUAGAAAAUGGCAAUUCUUUAAAUGUAAAGUUAGAAUCCAUCCAUUCGUUCAUUUUCGGAGCCGCUUCUCCUCACGGGGGUCGCGGUUGUCUAAACUGGCUUCGGGCGAGAGGUGGGCUCCACCCUGAACUGGUCGCCCGCCAAUCGCAGGGCACUUCGGAACACACAACCAUUCCCACCUACGGACAAUUUAGUCUUCAAUCAACCUAGCAUGCAUGUUUUUGGAAAUGUGGGAGGAAACCGGAGUACCCGGAGAAAAGCCAGGCAGGCGCGGGGAGAACAUGCAAAGUCCAUACAGGCUAGGCCGGCUUUGAACCCGCGACCUCAGAACGGUGAGGCAGAUCUGCUAACCGUGACAAGUUGAAGUCAAAUCGAGACUCAUGUUUGACUGGGAUCCAGGACACUCUCAAUGAGGUUUUCCUGGUUAAAUAAAAUAUAAAAUAACCCAAUAAAUAGCAAAUGUGGCGACUGGAGACAAGCAACGAAAUGCUCUUCCCCUAGCUAGCAGAAGGUCCAAUAAGCCUGUCCCAUUUGUGGCUUCCGGCCAGUAUAUCGUACAAGAUCGCAUUCAACAGACUCAAUGCAUGCACGCAGCACUCCGGCAGUGAGCGUAAGGUGGUGUGCCAACUUCCGCUCGGCAUGUAAGCGCGUCGUGACCGCGUGGGAAAUGGGAUCAAAGUCUAAAUGCAACGCAGCGUUGGCUGGUCUCCUCGUCCCUGAAAAGUCACAAUUUUUCUUGACACUUUCACCUGGUAAAGUAGCGACGUCAAACUAUUUACGAGACCGAUUUCAUUCGAGGAGGGGUUAUGAGGCUAUUUUUCAGCCAGAUGGCGUCCCGGCCGCUUGUAGCGUGUCGACAGCGGAAACUCUUGUGCCGUCGGACCUUUCCACCGGAAACGCCGACGUCGUCCUUAUUUACGUAUUGGUAUUCGGUGACAUUUUGUCGAGUGCAGGGGUGGGCGAACAUUUUUGGCUCAGGGGCCACAUUGACUUUUAAGAUUUGAAGGCGGGCCAAGCCAGGACCAGAUAUUUCCGUUUAAGAAAUAAAGAAACCAAAAAAGCAUUGUCGUGUUAAUACUUGGAUAUACUUUUAAAGGGAACACUAUUGUUUUGUUGCUCACCUUUUUUUGCCAAUGCAUCAAAAUCUGGUGUUAGUUUUGUUGUGGCCAUUCUCAGAACACAUCUGAGGUGUUCAUCACUCAGCGGGGAUCUGCAGGAUGGUUUUUUGUUGGUGCUCAUCACACUAAAAGUUAGGUAGAGCCAAACGCCACAGCGCCAAACAACACACCUCCCGUGGCGCUGGUUCAGGGUCUUGUGUGACUGAAUCUUGGAUGGCAGUUAUGCUGAGUCUGGGCUCUCCCUUAGAGAACGGGCGAGAAGCUCGGUCAUCCGGGAGGGGCUCGGAGUAGAGCCGCUCCACCUCAACAUUGAGGCGGCCGGGGCAUCUGAUUAGGACGCCUCCCCGGUGAGGUGUUCCGGGAACGUACCACCGGGAGGAGACCCCGGGGGCGACCCAGAAUACGCUGGAGAGACUACGUCUCUGGGCUGGCCCGGGAUCCCCUCGGAAGAGCUGGAUGAAGUGGCUGGGAAAGGGAAGUCUGGGCCUCCCUGUUGAAGGUACUGCCCCCGCGACCCGACCUCGGAUAAGCGGAAGAAAAUGCAUGGAUGGAUAUAGAGUUAGUUAGUUAAUUUACAAGAAAUAUACAUUUUCUUGUAAAUAUAAUCUAAAGUUUGGUGAAAAGGUUGCCUUUAAUGUUGAAAUGGCUAAACAAGUCUUGAAUUAUUAAAUGUAUAACAUUCUUAUGAAAUUUCAUAGCCACAGUCAAAUUGAGUCAUUCAAAAUCUCUUGAAUUUUUGAGAAGGAAUACAUGAGUCCAAUAAUGAACUUUGAAAACAGACAACAACAAAACGUACAAAUGAUUGUUUUUAAAAUUCCUCAAAUUCCGCUUUUCUUUUGUAUUGUCUGUUUUUCUGUUCAUAUAAGUUGUUCAUAUAAUUUUCCAUAAAAAUGAUACUGUCAUUAUCGUUUUAGCAUUGAAACAUUCAUAUUGUUAUAAUUGGAUAACAUGGUGAAUUUUCAUGUCACAUGAAUAACUUGAAAUGUAUCGGUAGCUCGUUUGCGGCCAUUUUGAACUCCGUGGCUACUGUGAAGCUAAACUAAGGAGGUCGAAGUCGUCAGCGCAUUCAACGUGCGUAUACGGCAAGAAAACCAAAUGACCAACGAUGCCGGUACAUUGUGCUGCAUACGGUGGCGUACAAUUACCACAAGGGAUCUUGGAAUUGGAAUGUUACGACUUCAUUUCUAUGGGAACAUAGAACCUAUGGCCGCUAUAUAGGCACGUGGUUGAGCCAGGCCGCUUCAUUGCGCUGGCCUCUCCACCCGUUCCUAUUCACGGCUUCAUGGCGGAAAAACUGGCCGCCCUUCCCAGCCACACGGUGGCGGUAGUGGGCACUAAGUGCCGUUUGCCUGCGUCACAAAGAUGCGCAAGAAGCGUCUUCAACGUGUUUGUUUUUGUUCGUCGUCUCGUUUUUCUUGAUGAAUUUGAUAAAAGACUCGUUUCGAGUUCCAAAUUAGUGUUUUUUUGGUCAGCCGCAUUAUUUAUGUUGUGUUUCGCCCACUAUUAUAGAAUUCUUGGCCAACUCUUUUGCGACUUGAACUUUUCUUUUGCGAGCAAACUUCCGUCGAAAAGAGUCGAAAAGGCUCGUUUGUCGUCAUCCUGAUAGCAAAAGCAGCAAAUAUUCUCGCCAAGUUGCUGUUGGGGAACAGAGAUGUAUUAUUAUCGCUAUGACAACGCAGAGGUCAGCUGCUGCUACAAAUACCUCAUGUUCACUUACAACAUCAUCUUCUGGCUGGCUGGCGUGGUCUUCAUCGCGGUGGGUUUUUGGGCGUGGAGCGAAAAGGGGGUCCUGCUGGACCUGACGCAGGUGACCCGUCUACACGGUUUGGACCCGGUGUGGUUGCUACUGCUGGUGGGCGCCGUCACUUUCAUCCUGGGAUUUGCGGGGUGUGUGGGAGCACUCCGAGAAAACAUCUGCCUGCUGAAGUUUUUUUCCGGCAUGAUUGGCUUGAUCUUCUUCGUGGAGCUGGCGGUCGCCGUGCUGGCCGUGGUUUUCCAGAGUCAGGUGCGGGAAUGGAUCAACGGCUUCUUCCUGGCAAACGUCAAGGCGUACCGAGACGACAUCGACCUGCAGAACCUGAUCGACUCGCUGCAGAGGACGAAUCACUGCUGCGGCGCGCAAGAACCCGACGACUGGGACGUCAACGUUUACUUCAGCUGUAAAGGAACGCAUCAAAGCAGAGAGAAGUGCGGGGUUCCGUUCUCCUGCUGCGUCGCCGACCCCGCCGACUCGGUGCUGAACACGCAGUGUGGCUACGACGUGAGAAACAAGGACAAGGCCGAGUGGCCGGAUCACAUUCACGUGAAAGGUUGCAUUGCGGCGCUGGAGGACUGGUUACCUGCAAAUCUUUACACACUCGCCACUGUCUUUGUGGUCAUCUCUCUGCUGCAGGUGGUGGGCAUCUACCUGGCCAGGUCGCUCAUCUCGGACAUUCAAAAAGUGCGAUUGUCCUACUGAACCCGCCUUGUUUCUUCUCUGCGGCCUUGACGGCGAUGGAGAAGAGGACUUUGCUUCAGCUCUGCAGCGCCGCCUCGCUGCUGACAGUUGAGCUGCAGCUUUUUUUGCCUUUUUUCUGUGUUCAGGCUUUCGCUCGUAGCGCGUGACGGCAGACUGAUGUCACGUGACGUCGUCCUUUCAAAUAAAGUUGCAGACCUUAAAAGACAAACAGGAAGUGGAGGGUGACAUGACUUGUUGCUUUUACACUGGAUUCCUGAAGCGCUGACUAAAUGUGACUCAAUGUGAGUGAGUGUUACAUAUAUUAAAGAAACUUUUUAUACAUGCA
Molecule: messenger RNA, 5966 nt
Organism: Phyllopteryx taeniolatus (common seadragon)
Lineage: Eukaryota; Metazoa; Chordata; Actinopteri; Syngnathiformes; Syngnathidae
Gene: tspan14
Product: tetraspanin 14
Exons: 9
Coding region: 4835-5641 (268 amino acids)
Biological process (GO): protein maturation; protein localization to plasma membrane; regulation of vascular endothelial growth factor signaling pathway
Cellular component (GO): membrane
Source: RefSeq, a predicted model, not a curated record